AUGCAAGAAAAGGGACAAGAACCUCCCAAUUAUCCAAUCUUGUCGAAAUUGGGACAAAGUGACGACUCUCACCGUGUACCCGCCGAGUCCCAGGGUGGAAAUCUUGAUGCACAGCCGCAUUCGGUGGUAUCUAAACCCGAUGAAGGAAGUGAAGAUCUCAGUGCCUUUCUUCCCUUGGGAGUACUUGACUCGAAAACAGGUACGGAGAAAUAUGCCGCCGAAAUAUCAAUCUUGGAAGGGAGUUCUUGGAUUCGAGCACGGGUGAAGAAUGACAACACCCGAAUUUAUGUCGAUCCAAAACUCACCCGCCGCAAUAAUGUCCAAAAGUCUAUCAAGAAGCUGCGGGCAGCUUUCAAAAUAUUGAUGUCGAAUAUUGAUGCCUCGGAGGAAUCUUGGGAAGGUCGGCGCAAAGCAAUAACCAAGGACUCUGACGACGACUCUGACAAAGAUGAAUCCUUGUGGUACAUUUUCAAUACGCUACAGGACCCAGACCCGCGUCCAGAUUUGAUCAAGGACAAAUGGUCGCAGCAGGCCGCGUUGGAUCUACUGUCAGGCGAUGACUUCUCGGAAUUUGGUCUCAAGACUCCACUUCAUCCGUAUCAGCGUCGUUCUGCGGCUGCCAUUGUGCAGCGGGAGGUCCAGCCUGCACAAGUUCUGGAUCCUCGUCUACAAGCCUACCGCACUCCGACUGGGAAGGAAUACUACUACGAUAGAGAAGAUGCCUGCAUAUUUCUAGAAAAGGCAUUGUAUUCAGAAGCGUGUGGAGGUAUCCUUGCCGAGACGAUGGGUUGUGGCAAAACAUUCAUCUCCCUUGCCGUCAUCUGGGGGACCAGAGGCCAUGUGCCAAAAAUACCGAUCAGGUAUCUCUUAACAGAAGAAAACGACCAAACGCCAGUUCGAGAAAAGACGGGAUCUCUGAUGGAAAUGGCGGCGGCUGCCGCGGGCCGGCAUUCCGCUCCAUGGAAAAUGUUCUUCGAACAGAAGAAGCUUCAAGGCACGUACUAUGAACGAUGUAUGAAGGCAUGCAAGCGCAACUGUGGAUAUUACGAGAUCCCUCCGCAUCAAACUAGGUAUCAGGGGCGACGCAGCAUGUCGUACCCGCGGCCACCGUCCAAGCGCAUUCGCCUUUGCACAGCAACGCUGAUUAUCGUCCCGAAUAACCUGGUGGAUCACUGGAAACAUGAGAUUCGCCAACAUACAACAGAUCUAAAUGUUUUGACCCUACAACAGGGACCGGAGAAGGAUAAGACGCCAUGUGCGGACGACCUGCUUAACUACGAUAUCGUACUUUUUUCCAAAACACGGUUCGAGAAAGAAGCCGGCGAGCCAGUCAAUAACCGGCGUGAAAGAUUCGUGCAGAUGGACUCACCACUUACAGAACUUCACUGGUUGCGUGUCAUUGUUGACGAAGGGCAUAAUGUGGCGGGACACGGUUCAAAAACCAACAUGAUCCAUUUACUUGGGCAAAUGCACAUUGAGCGCCGGUGGGUCAUAUCAGGAACUCCAUCGACCGGACUCUACGGAGUUGAAAUCAGUCUUGCUACGCAGGAAGCCGCGACUAGUGAUACGGACUCUCCUGGAGAUGUAACGGCCGUUGCUCUGCAAGGCCGAAAGAAAACCGGAAACGCAGUAGAUAGUGAGCUGAAAGACCUCGAUCGGCUAAGACGCAUGGUGACCGGAUUUUUCGAGUUACAGCCAUGGUCGAACUCGAAGGAUAAUGAUCCGGCAGACUGGACGAAAUACAUGAAACCGAUCGGCCUGGAUGGCAAGCGUCGCAAGUCCCCAGCCAUUCGGGCUACGUUACAAGGCCUCGUGGUACGACAUCAACUUGAAACUCUGAACAAAGAGAUUUCUCUUCCGGAUCUAUACAACCGAGUUGUCUACCUGGAACCCACAUUUCAUGACCGACUUUCUAUAAACCUGUUUCUUUUUGGCCUCGCGGUCAACGCCAUUACCUCUGAACGACAAGGCCCGGACUACAUGUUCGACUCCAAGAAUCGGAAACAUCUGAACCAAAUCAUAAAUAAUUUGCGACAAGCUGGAUUUUGGUGGGCAGGGUCCGAGAUGAACCCCCAAGACUCUAUUGACCAUGCGAUCAAAUACAUGGAUAAGAAUCGGGAGAAGAUGACACCAGAUGAUAUCAACCAGUUGACCAACGGGAUGAACAUUGCUCGAAUGGCAAUGGAGUCUGGAAGCUGGCGCGAAUUUAAGCAGCUUCACGAACUGGGCGUCUUUCUGCAGGAUUUUCCCGAAGAAAACCGUGCACACUGGGCACUAGACUCGAAUUCGGAGGAAGAGCCGCUUUUAAUCGGAAUCACCCAGGCUCGACGGGCACAACAGUUUGUCACCCAGAACCUGCGAUCGCAAGAUCCUACUCAGGGACUGUCAGGCGCCGGGAUCAAAGUUCGCGGUGAACUUGAAAGAAGAGAUCAGCGUGCCCCGGCGAAGGGCGCCCCCGAGUCCGCCAACACACCGACAUCCACAUCCUCCACGCCGGGCCACCUUAAUCACAGCACAAAGCCUCAGAGUCAUAAAUCGCCCAAGAAGACCUUCAAGCAAAACCUUUUCCGCACCUUACCUUCCUCAUCCCCGCUCAUGAAAACGAAAUUCGUGGCCACAUCAUCGGCAAAACUCACCUAUCUCUUGGACCAAGUACUCCGCUGGCACAAAGAAGAGAAGAUAAUCAUCUUCUACGACAACAGCAACUCAGCCUUCUGGAUCGCCGAAGGCCUAGAACUUCUAGGAAUCGAGUUUCGCAUUUACGCUAGUACACUGAAACCCGAGCUCCGAACACAAUACCUCGAACUCUUCCGCGAAUCGAGCGACAUCCGCGUACUACUGAUGGAUUUACGACAGGCCUCGCACGGAUUGCACAUCGCCCAUGCCUCGCGCGUAUACAUAAUCAAUCCAAUUUGGCAACCCACGGUAGAAAGCCAGGCCAUAAAACGUGCACACCGAAUCGGUCAGACCAGGCCUGUUCACGUCGAGACGUUAGUUUUGCGGGAUACAUUAGAAGACCGCAUGCUCCGGCGAAGGAAGGAGAUGUCGGAUAUGGAAAUGCAGCACGCAGAGCGGAGUUUACUGGACGAUACGGCUAUGAAUGAUAUCAUUCAAAGAGAGCCCUUUUUGCCAAUGACAGAUGAAAACGGCAAACGUAUUGCUGAGGCAAUGUAUCUGCAACAACCGACCACAUUCUUCGAUCGACACCCAUUGCCGAUCCCGGAUGAGGUGAGAAAGGAAGAGGUUGGAGUGCGCAAUGCUUCUAAGCGGACUCGACUCGCUGAGUCGGAUGCCGAUGAUACUGAUCUGCCAGAGUCGAGAAUGAGCCCAACGCCAAAAAGGCCGCGGAUCGGGUUUGCUGCUAGUGUGCAGAUUAUUGAGCCGGAGACUGAAGUGGAGUCGGAUUCUGUGCUGGCUCCGACUCCGAGUCCUCGGCUGGAUUCUAUGGCACAGCUUUCAUCAUUCAAUGAUCGGGGUGGUGAUUCUCCUGUACCAAGGCGAAAGUCGCUGUUUGGCCCGUAA
Molecule: messenger RNA, 3522 nt
Organism: Penicillium cosmopolitanum
Lineage: Eukaryota; Fungi; Ascomycota; Eurotiomycetes; Eurotiales; Aspergillaceae
Product: DEAD/DEAH box helicase
Exons: 2
Coding region: 1-3522 (1173 amino acids)
Molecular function (GO): ATP-dependent chromatin remodeler activity; ATP binding
Source: RefSeq, a predicted model, not a curated record